CUCUCAAAAAGACAGACCAGACCAGACCAGAUAUUCGUCGUCCAUCUCUGGCCCGCAUCGCAUUUUCGGCACAAUGGCGGCCUUCGAGUCGCUACAGGAGCGCCUUGCCGCGUUGCAAGAGACCACAGGGCAGCUGCGCGAGCUGAUUGACCGACUCGCAACCAUCACGUUCCAGCCCGGGUCGGUCCCGAUGAGCGCCAGCGACGAGGACAACGUCGCUGCCGAGCUGGGCGCCGAAAUCAGCCAGAUCCUGCGCGAGGAGGAGGAGGACCUUGAGUUGCUCCAGGAGGAAAUCAUCGACCUGCGCGCCGGCCGCCCGGGCAGCGAAGCCGAGCAGCGCAAGACGAGGCUAAAGGAGGGCGUCCACCGGCUGCAGGCCGAGCUCAAAGACUGCCGAACCGCCUUCCGCAAAGCCCAGCUCUCCGCCCGCCGCAGCCUCGACGCCGCCCAGAAGCUCGAGCGUGAGCUGCUCCUCGCCUCCUACGCCGCCGCGGCAACAUCCCCUUCCUCCUCCACCGUGCUCACCACCAACCCGGACGACAACAACAACAACCCCAACAACCCCAACACAGACAGCGACACCACCAACCCCGCACCCGCCCCGUCCUCCACCGACGACCCCCGCGCCCAGCUCUUCACCGCGCGCGACCGGCGCCGGUGGCAGCACAAACGCCCCCACGCCGCCUCCUCGGACCCAGCCGACGCCGCGCUCGCCACGUCGAGCGACAUCACCCUCGCGCUGCGGCGCACGCACGCGCUGAUCGCGGGGGAGCUGAGCAAGUCGGCGUUCGCGGCGCAGACGCUGGCCGAGAGCUCGGCGGCGCUGGCCGAGCUACAGCGCAGCUACGAGGGCGUGGCGGGCCUGCUGACGCGCUCGCGCGAGCUGGUCGGCGAGCUCGUGCGCGCCAACAAGAGCGACACGUGGUACCUGCAGGCCGCCGUGCGCCUGCUGCUGGCCACGCUGGCCUGGCUCGUGUUCCGGCGCCUGCUGUACGGCCCGCUGUGGUGGCUUGUCUGGCUGCCCGUGCGGACCGGCUGGCGGGUUGGGAAGGGGGUUGUCGUCGGCGGGGGGAGUCAGCAGGGGGGUGGGAGGAUGGAAGUUGUUGGGCCUGGCGAGGAAGAAGGAGAUUGGGGAGGACGGAGGAGGACGGUUGUGGUUGGGGUUGGGGAGGAAGGGGCGGUACCGACGGUGCGAGUGGCGGGGAGGGCAGGGACGGAGGAAAAGGAAAAGGGGGUGCCGGACUCGAUGGUGGAGCAAGUCGGUCGGAUGGUAGAGGAUACGCUGAACCGGCGGGACGAGGAGGAGGAGGCGAAUCGGACGGAGGGCGACGAGCUGGAGGACCGGCCGAAUCCGAUGAAGAGGAUGUGGGAGGAGGAGGGCGUGCAGGAGGCGGAAGGCAUCAGGGAUGAGCUCUGAUGAAUUGUCCAGGGACCGCCGUUUACGAAAAUAGAUACCCCUUAUGCUCACCAUGUGUCCAUUCCACUUGCUCCUCACAUGAUGAUGA
Molecule: messenger RNA, 1505 nt
Organism: Thermothielavioides terrestris NRRL 8126
Lineage: Eukaryota; Fungi; Ascomycota; Sordariomycetes; Sordariales; Chaetomiaceae
Exons: 1
Coding region: 74-1417 (447 amino acids)
Biological process (GO): retrograde vesicle-mediated transport, Golgi to endoplasmic reticulum
Cellular component (GO): endoplasmic reticulum; SNARE complex
Molecular function (GO): SNAP receptor activity
Source: RefSeq, a predicted model, not a curated record